Molecule: messenger RNA, 1524 nt
Organism: Blepharisma stoltei
Lineage: Eukaryota; Ciliophora; Heterotrichea; Heterotrichida; Blepharismidae
Source: the annotation of a GenBank genome assembly
AUGGAAAUUAUCAUGUCAAGCACAAUGCGAACUCCUCGCCUCAAACCUUUAUCACUAGACAGCGGCAACCGCCUAAAUUCUACCUUUCACAGCAGAAAUUUAUCAAAUGCUAUCCAUAACCGCAAUGCAACAAUGACCAUCUUAGAUGUCCCUACUUCUCCUACGUAUGAUAUUUCUACUACAAGAACAGAAGAAAAACAAGAAAUCGCGGGCCAACUCAAACUCUUCAAAAGAAACCUCGACAAAAUACGAUACUCAGGAUCUAAAGGAAUGACACUGUAUGGGACUUUAAAAAAAGAGCUUGAAUAUUUAGAAAAAAUUGAAACAAAAAAGCUGUUUUGGCAAAAACAAAACCAAAACAGGGUAAAAACUCUAGAAAAAGAAAUAGAAAAUGUAAUUAAAAGCCAAGAUGAUGAAAAUGAUAACAGAGAAAUUUAUUUGCAUUUACUUGACAGGAUGAGGGAUACCAAGGUGUAUUUAGAGAUAAAAUAUUUAGACCAUGACAUUAGCUUAAAUAAGCAAGGAUCAGCUUUAAAAAAAGAAAUAAAAAAAUCUCAGCAGGCUAAUGAAUCAAAAUCAAGAAGCUAUUAUGGGUAUAAAGAUUAUAAAUAUGAAAUAUCUAGAGAUGAAAAAGAAAGGUUAAGGCAAAUAAAUAAAAUUGACGCAAACAUGAAGUCAGCUCAAGAAGACUCUAUGAGGAAAGAAGAAUACAAAAAGAGAAGGGAAGAAAUGCUAGAAAGAGCGGCUAUUGAAGACAGAAGCCGACAAGAUGUCCUUCUAAGAGAGUCGGUAAUGCUCCACAGACUCUGAUAUAACGCUAUGACUAUGAAAUUUACUAAAGAAAUGCAAAAAAAUAGCAUUUAUGAGAACGCUUAUCAGCGAAUAAAAAUCACUACAGGGCUCCAGGAAAUUAGCCAGAUCGUUGAAAAUUUUUUAACAAAGGAGCAGACUUAUAAGUCCUUAAUGGUCGCUGUCAAUCAAAAAGAGGUAGAAUGCAAUUCUUAUAGACAAAAAAUUGAUGAAAUGCAGAAGAAUGUGUCUGAUAUCGCGAUGCAUGAUAUGUCAGAGCUAAAUAGCGAGUCUAAAAGCCAAUUUAAUAGUCUGAGAAAAGAUUUUGGGGUAAUUCAGGAGAAAAGGAUAGAAAUUUUGAAUAAAAAAAUAAAAAUUGUGACAUGAUUGAAGAAGACUUUAAAUAGAAUGAAAGCAUUAGACAAUAACCAGACAGAUUUUGGGCUUAAUGAAAAUUCUAGCAUAAAGGAUUAUAUUAUGGCCGUUAAAGAACAAGCUCAUGAAAUAAUAAAUCAAGAAAAAAUAAAAAUUAUAUAGAGAUUUAUCUUAAAUAGGCGAAAUUAAAUGAAAAAUAGAAAAUUUAGGUUAAAAAGGAUAGAGAAUAUUGAAGAAGACAAGAAAAAGAAAAUUGCUAGCAUUAUUGAAGAAAUUCCAAAAGAAAAAUUAUUAGCAGUAUAUGAAGAUGGAAAUUUCACAGGCUCUGAUUUAAUUGGAAUAGAAAAUUCUGAACAUUAA